AUACCAAAGAGGCGGGAAAGCUUAAACCCUAGUACCCAACCUUCAAGAAAUUGGCUAAGCUUUCUGAGUUCGUUCAAUCCAAAAUAUGGGAAUUAAGGGUUUAAUGAAGCUGUUGGCUGAUAAUGCUCCAAAUGGAAUGAAGGAGCAGAAAUUCGAGAGUUAUUUCGGUCGUAAAAUAGCAAUCGAUGCUAGUAUGAGCAUUUACCAGUUCCUGAUUGUAGUAGGACGAAGCGGUACGGAAAUGCUCACUAACGAAGCUGGGGAAACUACUAGUCAUUUGGUUGGGAUGUUUUCGCGGACGAUUAGGCUUCUGGAAGCUGGAAUCAAGCCUGUUUAUGUUUUUGAUGGUAAGCCCCCUGAUUUGAAGAAGCAAGAACUUGCAAAACGUUACUCUAGAAGGGAAGAUGCCACAGAUGACUUGGCUAAGGCUACAGAGAGUGGCAACAAGGAGGAUAUUGAGAAAUUCAGCAAGAGAACAGUAAAGGUUACGCCACAACACAAUGAUGACUGCAAAAAGCUUCUCAGACUAAUGGGGGUACCUGCUGUUGAGGCUCCUUCUGAAGCAGAGGCCCAGUGUGCUGCACUUUGCAAGGCAGAAAAGGUUUAUGCUGUGGCCUCUGAAGAUAUGGAUUCCUUAACUUUUGGAGCUCCAAAGUUUCUUCGCCAUUUAAUGGAUCCUAGCUCCAAAAAGAUACCAGUGAUGGAAUUUGAUAUCUCCAAGGUAUUGGAGGGACUUGAACUUAGUAUGGAUCAGUUCAUAGACUUGUGCAUUCUUUGUGGAUGUGAUUACUGUGAUAGCAUCCGAGGCAUAGGGCCCCAGACGGCUUUGAAGCUUGUACGCCAACAUGGGUCAAUGGAGAGCAUAUUAGAGAAUAUUAACAAAGAGAGAUAUCAAAUACCUGAUGAUUGGCCUUAUGAAGAGGCUAGGCGGCUCUUCAAGGAACCAUUAGUUGUUACAGAUGAUGAGCAAACUGAUCUAAAAUGGGCUGCUCCUGAUGAAGAAGGGUUGGUUAACUUUCUGGUAAAGGAAAAUGGAUUCAACAUUGAUAGAGUUACAAAGGCAAUAGAAAAGAUCAAGACAGCCAAGAACAAAUCUUCUCAGGGGCGGCUAGAAUCAUUCUUUAAACCAGUUAGCACAUCUGCUCCAGUUAAAAGAAAGGGGACUAAAUGUGUUCUUGUAUCUCCGAUUCCUGUUACCAAGUUUAAGACACUCUCUUUACGAUCCAGACCUGGUGUCCUUGGAAAGCUAAUCUUCCCAUCUUUAGAAUUGGGGUUGAAUUACUCCGUGCCGCUAUCCAGACACGUCUGCUUCGGCAUAUGAUGCUGAAACAGUUCACACCACUGAGAAAGGAGCUGCUAACAAGAAAUCAAAGGCUGGUGGUAGUAAGAAGAAAAAGUAGUUAGCAUCAAGUUAAAGCUUGCAGUGAAGUGAUGGUUUCGUACCUUGGUCAG
Messenger RNA from Solanum verrucosum, 1452 nucleotides. Its product is annotated as flap endonuclease 1. The record is from RefSeq and is a predicted model, not a curated record. Gene Ontology annotation, molecular function: DNA binding; 5'-3' exonuclease activity; 5'-flap endonuclease activity. The coding region runs from base 86 to 1321 and encodes 411 amino acids. Lineage: Eukaryota; Viridiplantae; Streptophyta; Magnoliopsida; Solanales; Solanaceae. The transcript is spliced from 18 exons.